CCCGCUCUCGCCCGCCCCCGACGGCGCCCAACUUGCCCCGGGCGCCUCCGACAGCAGCGCCCAGGCGGCUCGGCGGCGAAAGACCCAACAACGGGAGUGCAAUGACGGCGGGGAGUGCUGAAGCCGCGGGAGCCAUGAAGAGCCAGGACACUCUGGAGAACAAGCCGCCGGGACCUGCCCCUCCUUCCCGGCGGCAUGGCCGCAGGAGGCGGCGCAAACCUCCGCCGGAGCUGACUGUGAAGGCGCAGCUGCGGAUGCGCUCACCCUCAGGGGCCUUUGUGAUUGUGGGCAUCUCCGUGGUCCUGGUUGGCAUGACAAUUGCUGUUGUGGGUUACUGGCCUCACCGGAGCACAUCUGUAGCAGGAUCUGGGGCCAGCUCAGGGAACUCCAGCAGCACGGGGAGCAUCAGGAGGGAAGUGAAGGCACCUGCCCACUCGCACCACCUCUCCUCUACUGAGAAGCUGAAGCUCAUCGGCCCUGUCAUCAUGGGCAUUGGCCUGUUCAUUUUCAUCUGCGCCAACACCAUGCUGUACGAGAACAGGGACAUGGAGACCCGCCUGCUGAUGCAGAAGGGCCUCUAUGCCAUGACCCUGGGCCUCCCCCAGGUGGCAAGCCCAGAGGAGAGGUACUUCCAGCGGAGGACUAGCCUGCCCAUCCUCAAGGCCAACGCGGAGUGCGUGGAGGGCUGCUACGAGGUGGAUCUCUCCUCUAGCGGGUUCCAGUCCUGUUCCAGCCCUGGGAACAAAUGGGCCGACUGCUAUGGACCUAACAAGCUCCAGACGACGGCCCAGCUGCUCCAUCACAAGGGCCAUUCGCCUGCCAUCUCCCUCCUGAGCAUCCACUCGGGUUCGGGCAACUCCAUGGAAGGGAACCUCAAUCUUUCCUUUGCUUAUGGGGCUGAGUCGGUAAUUUCCUCAGCUGUCAACACGCUGCCGCUUCCCGUCAUCAAGCUAAACAACUGCCUCUCGAAGAAACAGGCUGUGGCUCGGGGGGCAGGGGAGGAAGGGGAGGGCAGUCCAGCUGAGGCACCUGCUGAGGUGCUGAGGCACUUGUGGACACCCUUGCCUAGUGACAGCAGUGUGUCCCCCAAAAAUGAUCUCCAGAGCAGCCACGUGGUGGUCAAUAUGGACAUUGGGCCUCCCCCUGUCCCACCCAGUGAGGAGCUCCUGCCCCCCAAAUGCACUAAGAAAGAGGUCACUUCAGACGUACAGCUCCAUAACCCCGGUCACUCCAAGUCCCUGGACCUUGGCAGGCCUGGAGUGCUGCUCGUGGCGCCAAUCAAAGACCGGAAGAACAGGAGUUGGCCUCGACUUGACCAGAUCAGCCUUGUAGGCUAUGCCAAACUGGAAAGCACAGGCGAGUCCUCAGAUCGGUUGUUGGAGCAAACAGAGCAGCAGAGCAGGGAUGAGCCCAGGCCAAGCUCUUGGCAGGUGGGCACAGAGCUGGGUACUGAAGUGUGACCCCCAGCAGGAGACUGGUGACAUGUUCAUUAAACCUUCCUGUCCCUUUUUUUACUGUGUCACUUCUGGGGCCGGUGAGGACACUUGUUUUUUAAGUGGACAUCACAAUGGUGACUGGGCGGCCAGCUUGCCAGCAGCCUAGCUGCAGCACAGGCCUGCUGCUCCUUAGGAAAGGGAUUUUUCUCUCCUCUCCAGAGUGCUGCUGUAUUGACCAAUUUCUCCAUGGAUGGUCCUGGCCUUGCUUUAGAAGUCCCUCUACCUGCGUGUUUUAUCAGGGAAUCCUUGCUUGAAAACUGAAUGAAAACUCCAGUAAAAAGGGAAGGCGGGGUGGGGAUCCCUGGUGCACAACUCCAGCGGCAUCCUUUCUUACAGUCACUUGGCAGGGCUGUGGCGAGGCUCCGGCUGCUUCCCCAUGCUGCUAGGAGGCUAGCUGGCCAGGGGCUUGCCGAGCCUAACAAGGUCAUUAAAUGUUAUCUUAUUACCCCCAA
This is a messenger RNA of Alligator mississippiensis (American alligator), 1948 nucleotides long. It is a transcript of the gene TMEM200B, whose product is annotated as transmembrane protein 200B. The transcript is spliced from 2 exons. Bases 102 to 1460 code for a protein of 452 amino acids. NCBI's taxonomy places the organism in Eukaryota, Metazoa, Chordata, Crocodylia, Alligatoridae. The record is from RefSeq and is a predicted model, not a curated record.